AUGGCGUCACUGUCACCGGUAUUCCUCCCUGAUGAACUGAUUGCAGAAGUGCUAUCACGUCUUACAGUAAAGCUAUUGUUGCGACUGAAGUGUGUGUCUAAGUCAUGGAAAUCCCUCAUCUCCGAUCCCACCUUUGUCAAAUUACACCUUCAUCGAUCUUCACAGCAUGCAUAUUUUACGCUUGUAUGUUCCAUCGAUUUCAUUGUAGCAUCCCUCACAUUUUAUCCUUUGUUUAAAAACUCCCCAAUGAUUUUCGAACUUCCCAAGGAUCCUUAUUGUAAUGAAUUCCAUUAUGUUGUUGGUUCCUGCAAUGGAUUGCUAUGCUUGUUAGGCAAGUCUUUGGUCAAUGGAGAAAUUAAGAAAACAUGGUUUCGCAUUUGGAAUCCGGCCACAAGGACAAUAUCACAGAGAUUAGGGUCUUUUCGCGAUGACGAUCCAACUCCAAGUAUACCUUAUACUUUCACGUUUGGUUGUGAUGAAUCAACCAACACAUAUAAGGUGGUGGCGUUAAGGACAACAGAAAUAAGAGUUCUCAGCUUGUGCAAUAAUGCUUGGACAAAUAUUCAAAACCCCUCUCAGGCUCAUAAUUGCUCGACCAAGGGCGUGUAUACGAGCGGAUGUGUUAAUUGGUUGGCAAUUCACAAUCACUUUGAUCUUAAUUACAAAUGCAAGGAUAUUAAUAUUAAGCAAUUUGUUAUUAUUUCACUUAAUUUGAGCACGGAGACACAUACUCAGUUGCAGCCUCCUCGUGGUUUUGAUGAAGUACCGUUUAUUGAUCCAAGUUUAAGUGUGUUAAAUGAUUGUCUUUAUUUUUCUCAUGAUUUCAAACAAACUCAUUUUAUUAUGUGGAAAAUGAAGGACUUCGGAGUGGACGACUCUUGGACUCAAUUGUUUAAAGUUAGUUAUCAUAAUCUUGAAAUAGAUUAUCCAUUUAAUGACUCCGACCGCUGUUUGUUGCCUGUAUGCCUUUCGGAGAAGAAUGGUACACUUAUAUUGACAAACAAAUAUAGAAGAGGAGCAAUUAUGUAUAACUCGAGAAAUAAUGUAGUACAGAAAAUCGUUAGACCUUGGUGGUGGUUGGGCGCGAAUUAUGUUGAGAGCUUGGCGUCCUAUUGUUGA
This is a messenger RNA of Vicia villosa (hairy vetch), 1119 nucleotides long. RefSeq names its product F-box/kelch-repeat protein At3g23880-like. The transcript has a single exon. Gene Ontology annotation, molecular function: protein binding. NCBI's taxonomy places the organism in Eukaryota, Viridiplantae, Streptophyta, Magnoliopsida, Fabales, Fabaceae. Bases 1 to 1119 code for a protein of 372 amino acids. The record is from RefSeq and is a predicted model, not a curated record.